UCCAACACACAGCCAUGGGGAAAUAGGGGGAAUUCUUGGAUAUAGUGGGAUUCCAGUUCCCCUUUUUCACUCGCUCGCCAGCUAAAGUUCUCUCAACUCCCUAAGCAUAUAGCGAGUAGAAAGUCCUUUUUAAUAUGAACUUCAACUGAGUAAUGGGCUUUUCCAAAAGCAUUUGAUUCAGAGCUGUUUUGUAUUUAAAUUUAAAUUCCUGGAAUCAAUAACAAGUUCAGACGAAAACACUCCAAAAUGCCAUACUUAUUUCCAACAAAAAUCAUAUAAAAGUGAUAAGAAUCAUGGAAAGUCCGGGCAAUGUCAAAAAAAUUCUUAAUGUUUGUCGUUAUCUUCGAUUUCGCAAAAACACAUUAGCCCCGCAUGGCAAUCUUUUAGUUCCUACUUUGACAUGAAGAUCAACGCAGCUGUUAUUGCCCUGCUUUCUUGUGCUUUAAUGGUAGAUGGGGAACCCACUCCUAUAUCAUUACUGGAAGCCGAUUGCGGAGUUUCGAUUUCGGGUUCUAGUUCUCAGAAUAGCAAGAUAGUCAAUGGCUGGCCGGCAGAUAUGUUUGGUAAUCCAUGGAUGGCAUUGAUAAGCAGCAGUGUCACCUGUGGAGGUUCCCUCAUUACAAAUCGCUUUGUGCUUAGUGCUGCCCAUUGUCGAACUAACAGUCAUACGGUUGUAUACCUCGGGGAGUUCGACAGAUCAACCACCACUGAUUGCUCCAAUGCAGGCUGCAUGCCCAAUGCCAUUGGCAUCCCCGUCGAUGCCCAGAUAGCUCACCCCAGUUACAUCCAUCUCUCCCAGAAUGACAUAGCUCUAUUUCGACUGGCCACUCCGGUGCAAUAUACAGCCUACAUACAGCCCAUCUGUCUGCUGACCAACUACAACCCCUUGAACAGCAUCAGACACUUGACCGCCACGGGAUGGGGCAAAACAGAAUUCGGACUCCCAAGCAGCAUUCUAAGGACAGCCACCUUAACCCAAGUGGAUCGAUCCUACUGCUCUGGCAUCUACGGAAACAGAGUGGACAUGUCCCAUAUUUGUGCCGGAGACUACAAUUCCCACACAUGCAUGGGCGAUUCUGGAGGUCCCAUAUCCGCUGUAAUAACAAUCAACGGGAGGAUUCGUGUGGCUCAGUUUGGUAUCGUCAGCUAUGGAGAUAGUGAGUGCCGGGAAUUGGGGGUCUACACGAAUGUCAUGCACCACAUGAACUGGAUUGCUAGUGUCGUACGACAUGGAGGACCUCAGGUCACACAGAGACCAAACUAUUAUUAUAUACAAUGGUAUUACAUUUAA
This is a messenger RNA of Drosophila eugracilis, 1291 nucleotides long. RefSeq names its product serine protease grass-like. Lineage: Eukaryota; Metazoa; Arthropoda; Insecta; Diptera; Drosophilidae. Bases 401 to 1291 code for a protein of 296 amino acids. The transcript has 4 exons. Gene Ontology annotation, molecular function: serine-type endopeptidase activity. Gene Ontology annotation, biological process: proteolysis. The record is from RefSeq and is a predicted model, not a curated record.